Molecule: messenger RNA, 1601 nt
Organism: Bufo bufo (common toad)
Lineage: Eukaryota; Metazoa; Chordata; Amphibia; Anura; Bufonidae
Gene: ARL3
Product: ADP ribosylation factor like GTPase 3
Exons: 6
Coding region: 112-660 (182 amino acids)
Biological process (GO): cilium assembly
Cellular component (GO): cytoplasm; microtubule cytoskeleton
Molecular function (GO): GTP binding; GTPase activity
Source: RefSeq, a predicted model, not a curated record
CGCGUGUUUAGGCAACCAGUGUACGCGACGUGACACGCCCAGCGUCGUUACGCGUUACCAGCGGCUUGGGUGACGUAGUUGCCCCUGGUAACCUGGAGAGUCGUGGAGAGGAUGGGUCUGCUGUCUAUCUUGCGUAAAUUGAAAAGUGCUCCAGAUCAGGAGGUACGAAUCCUGCUCUUGGGCCUCGAUAAUGCAGGAAAAACCACACUGUUAAAGCAAUUGGCGUCGGAGGACAUAAGUCACAUCACUCCAACACAGGGAUUUAAUAUCAAGAGUGUACAAUCUCAGGGGUUCAAACUCAAUGUAUGGGACAUAGGCGGACAGAGGAAAAUCAGGCCGUACUGGAGGAACUAUUUUGAGAAUACUGAUGUACUUAUAUACGUCAUUGACAGCGCAGAUAGAAAACGGUUUGAAGAAACGGGUCAGGAAUUGGCUGAGCUGCUGGACGAGGAGAAACUGAGCGGAGUCCCUGUGCUGAUCUUUGCAAAUAAACAGGAUUUACUGACGGCUGCACCGGCCUCCGAAAUAGCGGAAGGCCUGAAUUUGCACACAAUUCGAGACAGAGUCUGGCAGAUUCAGUCAUGUUCAGCCCUCACAGGAGAGGGAGUACAGGAUGGAAUGAACUGGGUCUGCAAAAAUGUUAACGCAAAGAAGAAGUAAUGGACUGAAAACAGUAAUGGAUCCACUCAAGACUGCUACACCAACUUUCUAUUCACCUGCAAAGGACUCUGAGGUCACAGCUAACUUGUCUUUUUGCACCAAUUCGCGAUUAAACAGAAAUAAACACUAUAUGCUGCCGACCAGGAGUAGCUCAUUCCAGACAAAAGCAUGUCUUACACUCGUUUAGCCUACCUGCCAUGUAUUUAAUCUUUUCAAUGGAAGUCAUGUUUCUUUAGACUCCAGUGUAACUGAAGAUCUACUGUAGUUGUAGAAAAGGGUCUUUGUUCAAUGCCUAUUGUACCAUUCAUUGGCAUCAGUAGGUGAUGUAAGAAUGCUUUAUAAUAGUAGCUGCUCUGUAUUAAUGCCCAGGUGACCUCUAUUCACUAUACACCAUUGGAAUGCAAGGGAAUAGAUGGAAAUGUAAGAAAAUAUGUUUACUACAAGAGACACUUUAGUAAUUUUUGUAGCCACGGCUGUUUGUCAUCCCAAGGAACAUUUAUGAAUGGUCAGUAGCUUUCUUCCUGCUCCUCAUCUUUGUGUUUAGUCGCUUUCUGAUGGUUAAUGAGCAAUACUUGUCAUUAGAGUAGACCUGGUAUAACCUACAGCAGCCACUUAGAUCAGAUUCUUCAUUGGGUUUCUUUCCAAUAGUCACAGAAUCACAUUUGAUGCUCAAAGGUCACAGAGUUUUGAGAGAACUUUUGAUUCAAUGCAUUCGGAAAGUCUUCAGACCCUUUCACUUUAGUCACAUUUUGUUAUGUUGUGGCCUUGUACUAAAUAAAAUCAAAUUCAAGUUUUCACCCCAUCAUUCUGCCCUCAACAGCCCACAACAUGAGAACAGAAUGUUAGAAAUCUUUGCAAAUUUAUUGAAAAGGAAAAACUAAAAUCUUGCAUUGACCUAAAUAUUCAACCCUUUACUCAGGACUUAGUUGAAGCACCUUUUG